ACAAAAAAAUUAGCUUAGACUGGUUGUUAGUCGUUACAGACACGGACAGUGCAACAGGUACCAGAGCUCCGCAAAGACAUUUUAGAAAAGUUAACAUUAGUUAAAUAUUUGUUAAAAAAUAAAUCAGUAUUUACUAACCUGAAGGCAAAUUACUUUCAAAAAGAACCAGCGUUGGCGGUUAGCCACCAAGAGUAGCCACUGGGACUAACCACAGACAGUCUAUGGGACUAACUAGCUUACUGCUACUUCCGCUAUCUCCCUGGAAGUUGGGCCCAUAAUCCUUUCUACAGUAGGCCUAGUGUCCUUAAGAAUAAGGUGGAUAGGAGAAUACUUAUGAACCAAAACACACUAUGAUUAGUCACACUGCACUGAAGCAGUUUGGCUAAUGGGGUUUUAAACCCUUUAAAUAAAUAUUUUACUUACUUUCUGAGGGUAAUAACACACGGUUUGACUGAAAAAAUGAUUGUAUGCUAGAGGAAGACCCCGUGUGCAGGCCAUUUAGAGCUCAUCCACCUUUACAUUAAAGCCACUACGACAUGUUCUCCAGUGAACUAACGUUAAUCAGUUGUAACUACCCAGCGCGCGCCCACCGGUCACCUCACAGCUCAGUUGCAGUGAGUGGAGCAGAGCCGCGCGCACGCAGAGAUCACCGGCCGUUGCUUGUUAUUAACGUUAAUAACGUUAUCUCUCGCGUCACUCAAGUCCCCAACAUCGACUGCUGCCGCUGCGCAGGAGGAGGACGGGACUGCGGUCCAGGUGCACCGCUGUGAUUGAGAGACAGUGAAGUUUUAACGCUACGGAGAAGAAAAGAGAUAAACCCACAGCUAACGGACGGCGCCCUGAUUUGUCGACAAGUGUUUAUCUGUUAAACGAAGCUCGCCGACGGCUUUUUAUCGGUGAUGGGAUUCCUUCAGGAGCGACCUACCGCCUAACGUUAACCCCCUUUAAGGUAUUCUUGUGAAAACAGUAGAUAACUGGAUAAAGAACAUCUCUUCAAAAAUCAGGAUGGACACUAAAGCUGUCACGUUUUGCAAGUUUUUGAUGCCUAUUCUGAGAACUCACUAACUUUUGGGAGAUAAACUGUUCAUAGUAAGAGGAUUUUAUCACACAGCUUUGGUUUUUCACGUGCCGGCGUUUCAGGAAACGUAAUGGAGACAGAGGAGAAGGAUGAUGUGUCACAAAAACCCACAGCUAAUAAAAAGGCAGAGCCAAAGGAAGAUGUGAAUUCUGGCCACAUUUGUGGGGUGUGUGGCCGCAGCUUUCCUCUUCUCAGCUCUCUGUCACAGCACAUGAGAAGACACACACGGGAGAAGCCGUACAAGUGUCCGUACUGUGAGCACAGGACGGCUCAGAAGGGCAGUCUGAAGGCUCACAUUCGAAGCCAUAAACUGGGUCUAUUCAGCCAUAAUCUCAGUGACAAGGAGGGGAAUGGAAAUCAAGAGCAGAAAGAUAACGCAAAGACACCUGACGCUCCGGAAAUCGUCAACACAUCUGACAAAGCUCAUAAUGUCAACGGGAAAGUGAAGAAGAAAGGAAACAAGAAAAAAGUAAAGGGUAAAGACGCUGAGGUCGGUGACGGAGCUGAUGAUGGGCCCUGUACCUGCAGCAUCUGUGGCCAGGUUUUCCCUCAGGUACUACGCCUUAAGUCCCACAUGAAAAAGCACCGAAGCCCCCAGGAUCACGGUUGCCGGAUUUGUGGUCGUCGUUUCCGCCAGGCAUGGUUCCUCCAAAGUCAUAUGCGGAUUCACAGGGUCAAAGCCCAGCUAAGAGGUGGCAAAAGCAAUGAGCCGCCUGCCACCAUCAAUGGAGUUCCUCAGGACCCAACAUCGCUGACAAAUGAAGAGUGCCUCUAUGAGCUCUGUGCCGGCUGUGGUAACUUCUUCUAUGACCGUAAGGCAUUGCGAAUGCAUGAAAAGCUACACAAACCGAACCACAGCCGCACUCAGACACAAAAUCCACCACAGCAAGACACUGGCGCCUCGCAGUUGGACAUUACUAAGAGGUGUUUUUUGGAAAGCCUGAACCUCACAUGUGCUGGACCGAGGGAGGCUUCUGAGGAAAAUAGCCUGGGCAGGCGAAUCUCAGAGCUGGAUCCAGUUUGUAGUUACCAAGCCUGGCAGUUGGCCACAAGGGGACGACUAGUGGAGGCCGCAGAGAAAUGUCUGGGAUGGGAGGAGAGGCUGGCAGAUGCUGAGGUAGCAUAUGACACAGAGAAGGGCGAGUAUGUACCCCUGAAGCAGGAGAAGAAGAGGAAGCAAAUCGACACCUCCAGCUCCAACAUUAAGAAGAUGAAGGGUGAUACAAGCCUCGAUCACACAUCCAACAGCUUGGCUCACACUAAAGGUGGUGACAAGAGGAUUUCCCAGAAAGACCGUAUUCUGUUGAACGGACUUGGUCAUGCAUUUUAUGAGGCGCUGCAGACUAAGAAAGUCAAAGAUGUCCGCCUGACACCUAAACAGACCAACAGCACCAGGGGCCCAGACCAGGAGGAUAAAAAGACGUACUUCUGUGAGCACUGUGAUUUCCACACUGUCGACGCCUCACUACUCAGGUCACACCUGCACAGGCAGCACCAGGACUUCCUGAGUCCCUACAGCAAACACAGCACCGUGUUGAACAACAUUAACCAGAGUGGUUCCAAAGCCUCAAGAUACAUGGACUACCUCAGAAACAGGAGUGCGCUGCUCAGUCAGCCAUACUGGAAUCCUUACACGUGUCCGCUCGGCCAGGGGUCAGCAGAGUCCUGCAUUAAAACAGAAAAGCCAAAUGGUGCUGAGAUCAAAGGACAAGGACAUACUACUAAUGAUGCUGGAAGUCUCCUUAAUUUGUCUUCAUUACCCAUAAAUGAAGGAGACGGCACUGUAAAUGAUCCCAUAAAGACAGAGGGCCUGGUGAGACAUCAGUGCCCAUACUGCUCCCACACCACUAACUAUCCAGAAGUACUGUGGAUCCAUCAGCGAGUUGCACACAGGGUGGACAGCAGCAGUUCCAUGGCACCCAAGUGGGCACCCUGCACCAACAGCCUCAAGAGUUUAAAGGCAGGUGCUACCCACUGGCGACGCACAGGGCCUCCACCAUUCCUCGAGGGCAAGGACUGCCCUGCUUUACCUGCUCCAAGAACUCAGCGCACACAGCCUCCAGGUUUGACAACCCACAGCAGCAGCAGCAGCAGCAGCAGCAGCAACAACAAGCACUCAGCCCCCAAGAGCCAAUCAGGCACCCCAAAGUCCAAGCAUCCGGCUAAGGACUCACGCUCCUCAGAUGGGACACAGUCUAGUGGGAGGAUGGGACUCCUACCUCAGAAGAAGUCUGGUGAGCAUAACCGGGCAGAGAAAGCAGGAAGUAAAAGCUCCAGCACCCAAGCUACUUCAUCAAGCAGUAUUGUGCACAACAAGAGUGCCCCGAGUUUCCAGCCUACAAGCAGCCCGAAACACAGAGGCCACAGAGCUGCAGUGGAAGGAAACUUCCCACAGGAGGGUUUGGGUUUCAUGUUGGCCAGAAAUCAUGGCGGGACUUCAUCUAACGCUUCUGCAGAUAGACCCCAUUCCCGCAGGCACUCAUGUGACUCCUCCUCAGGUCCCAAGGGUCCUGAUCUGUGGGCUGCCAUGAACAUGUGGGGUCACAAAGCAUAUUUAGAACCCCUCCGCUAUGCUCAGGUAAAGAAUGACUCAACAGGAGAAAUGCCAAUGGACACUGAUAUUUUGAGUCUCCUAAAAAACUACACUCCCCUCGAUCUGGCUGCCCAUUACCAGCAAUGGAGGUUCGUUGAUCCGAGGAUUGAUCCACAAGCAAUGUUGCAGUUAAUUGGAAAUUUUGGAAAAGAAGUCCACUCCACCUCUGAAGCUUCCAAACAAGUGAACAGCCACUCCACUUCCUCCUCAGGGUCUCUCCAUAAAGGAACGUGAAGAUACACUGUGUUCCUGCUGGCUUCCAGCCGGCACGACACUGCUGAACAAAUCGGCCUGCUGUUCUUUAAAGGAACCAGCCAUAACUCCUAAAAGACAGAGGCACUGGAUAAUGCACAAUACAUGCAAAGCAACAAGGAGGACUGUUAUUAUUUUGUAAUAUGGUUGUUUAAUUUGAAGUGUUACGCAUGCUUUUGUUUGUGUAGAUGUUAGUUACCAAAACACACACGGAGAUAUUGUUCUAUGGAAAUGAGGUAUGAACUGUUUUAGUUUAUUGCGAACACAAACACUUAGGGGGGAAACGAAAUGUGAAGCUACGUUUGCGAAAGGAUAAAGAGGACGUAUUGGCUAAAGGCCCACAGAUAUCUGCUGGGUUUGAGUGAAAACAUUUAAAAAACACCAAAUGUUAAAAACCAGGAUGCCACGAGAAAUAUUCUGAAGUACUUCAAAAGAUGUAAAGUCUGACCUGAAGAUUAUACAUCACUUUUACCUCUCUCUAUGUAGGUGUCAGUUUGUUGUUUUUUUAUGGAGCCUACGAGCUUGUAAAUCAUCCUUUUUGGUUUUUGGUUUAGAGUUAGCAUUUGAUUGUCUCAACAUUCAGAAUGUUCAGCAGGGCACUGGAAUAUAAAUUGCAGCUCAUUGUCACCGUUCAGGUUUAUGUCCACAUUCACAUAAUUAUUCAAAUCUGGAUAUGAAAGUUGACACUUGUCAUCCAUCACCACGCUAUGACAAGUAUAAUGCUGGUAAAAUCUGAAGCGUCAAAGUCAAGCAAAGGUUGACAUUCACAGUUUUAACUAAAAAUGAACAAAGUCAUGAUCUCACUGUGAGGCACUAUGGGGUGGUUUAAUUACAGCUAAAUCAGGAUUUAGAAAUAUAAGCUCAUAACCCCACGCACAUAAAAGGGAUAGUACAGAUUUUUUUGAAGUGGGGUUCUAAGAGGUACUUUUCUAUAGUCAGUGUAUUACCUACAGUAGAUGACGGUUGGCAUGCCCUCACUUUGGAGAAGCAGACAGGAGUCCCACCUCAGGAGAUAAGCAAUGCACUGCUGUGGACACGGGCAGCAGCAAAAUGUAUUUUAGCCACCCCCCAAAAAAUAUCACUUUGCCUGGAGACAGCUCUUUUCAACAGUGAAGCUGGUAUCUAUGCUCUCUUCAAAGCCACCAGACUCCUUUGACAAAAACAGUAAGUUUACCACACAGUACAGGAGUUGCUAGUCUACUGCUGCCUUGAAUGGUUAGUUUAUGUCAGUGUGUGAUUCUGGUGUUUUUGUGUUAUUGUGUGAGGUGUUUUAAAGGGCUAGUUCUGUCACACAGUAACAGAAACAAACUAGCUGAUCGAGGCAGUGGUAGACCAGCAACUCCUGCUUUCUGUGAGGUAAAAUUACUGGUUUUGUCAAUGAUGUCUAGUGGCUUAAUAAUAAUUGCUUCAGUUUCCUGUCAAAAAUGUCUGACGGCAAGAAAAAGCAGUCAAGAUAUUCUAAAAAUAGCGUACACUUAAGCUGAUAUUGAUAUGUUGUAGAUUGCUGAAUAUGUUUUGCUCAUGCCCCCAUAAUAUUCAGGUAAUACUCCAACUAUGGAUAAAUACCUCAUACAACCCCACUUCAAAAAUUCUGAACUAUCCCUUUAAGAGAAACAGGAUGCACUGGUAUGACUUCAACUCAAAUAACUGGAAAAAAAAUCUCAUAACAUUACGUUUGCAACGUUUUUACAAGCUUUUUGUACAAACACUACAAAACCUUUCCACACUUUUGACAUAGCAUGAUCAUACCCAAAGCAACUUGAUUUUCUUUAUGUUAAUUCACUCUGGGUCAGUGUAUAUCCAUAUACACCCACAUUGAUUAGUGCUGAAGGGGUUCUUCAGUAUAUCAACCAUCUUCUGCUACAAUCUGUAGUGCCAGUGGCCAGGUUAACUAACCACUCGCUUCCAGUUUGAAGCCUCAAAUUAUACUACUUAAAGGAGCAGUGUGUAGGAUUUAGUGGCAUCUAGCUGUGAGGUUGCAGAUUGCAGCCAACUGAACACCGCUCUGCUCACCACAGGGCGAACAAGCAGCAACCUCCGGGGCUGAAAAAUGAAGCCAACGCAGAGGUGCCAAAAAUUGCAGUCCCUUGAAUGGCCACUUGAGGCAAGCCCCAAAAGCGAGUCAAUCCUCCCAAACAACCACAUAAAAAUGCCCAACUUUACGGCACAGAUAAAGCUAAUUUCCCUGUUCAUGACAUCUGGAAGGGGGGGUGGAUUUUUAUAUAAGUCACCUGUUUAAAUUUGUCCAAAUAUGGUCACCUCAGGUCAUAUCUGGUUCCAAAAAUCUAAGAUGCCGACAGCCAAAAUGCCAAACUCAAGGCUUCAAAACAGCAUCCACAAACCAAUAGCUGACAUCACAGUGGCUACAUGCGUUAUCUUAGUACAGUCUAUGUGCAAAAGGCCAUCUCUAGAGCCAGUGCUUGGUUUGUCUGUUCUGGGCUACUGUAGAAACGUGGAGGACUGCGUUGAGGAGGACCCACUCGUGGAUAUUAUAUUCCAUUUCUGCCAAUAGAGCCCUCUAAAUCCAACGAACUGAACCUUUCAUGUAAAUCAGCAAUAACUAGCCUUGUGUUUUUAAACGGUUACUUAAUCCAUGGUAAAUCCAUAACCACUGACAAACCUAAGAUCCAGAAGAGACAAUCAACUAAUGUGAAAAAAACAAACAGAAAUAUUGGUGGCCAUUAUCGUAGCCAGUCUGUCAAGCACAUUUGUGUCAAAAUGACUGAUUAACAACAAAAUGUGGUGUCCUGCUUUAUGAUUAAGUUUGAAAUAUAAAUGCUAUAAUCUGUCCUUUUAUUCUCCGAUCAGAAAGAUGGUCUAAACAUCUGCACUCAUUUCACAUUGUGCUAGUGACGUAGCAAUUUAAUGCUGUGAUUUUUUUUUUUUUUUUAGAAGUAGAGACUGUAGCGAUAACUUUUACUGACGUGGCCCUGACCUCCAUCUGCCAGUCGUGCUACUGAAGAGGCUGCAAAGUAUUUUGUUUUUGACUUUUUGAACUCACCUCAUUCUGACAUUUGUUUUCAUGUGUUUUCUGUUUGCAGAUUUGUUUAGUAUGUUUAAAUCUUUUAGUUCUGGGUCAGUGUAUUCAUCUCCCAUAGAGAAGUAGUCUAUGCAUUUGACAAAAAGCCAUCAACUUAUGGAUUCUUGGGAGAUCUUGAGAAUACAUAAUUUAUUAUUGACCUUGAUCUGUGUGGAAAACUUUUUUUUUUUUGAUAAAUAUUGUAAAUGAUUUAUUUAUUGGUAUUUUUUGUUCGCUAAGAGUGUAAUUUUAACACUCAUAAGUACUUGAUAUUUGUAGUAACAAGAGAAAAUGUUAAAAAAAAAAAAAAAAUUCUUUCAGUGACACACUUGGGGUCAGACUGCAGGGUCAGUUGGGAGUGAUGCUCCUGCAGGAGGAGUUAUUGAGCCUGUGAUGCAGCAGCUGUCUGUAAUAUAAGGACAGCUGAGCAGGCGAGGAGCAACAGGAGACUAUGAAACAGUGAUUUUUAUGCAAGCCUGAACUUUUAUGCAAACCUAAAGCUUAAAAUUGAGCUGUAACAGGGUUUUUGGUGACAAUGUAAACUAUGUUUCAUAGUAAUAAUAUGUUGGUAUCAGAAUUUCUAUUUUCACCAGUUCCACAUUUUGUCUGACUGUUAAAGUACACAAAUAAAGUUGGUCAA
Molecule: messenger RNA, 7582 nt
Organism: Epinephelus moara (kelp grouper)
Lineage: Eukaryota; Metazoa; Chordata; Actinopteri; Perciformes; Serranidae
Product: zinc finger protein 516-like
Exons: 5
Coding region: 1149-3905 (918 amino acids)
Biological process (GO): regulation of DNA-templated transcription
Cellular component (GO): nucleus
Molecular function (GO): DNA-binding transcription factor activity, RNA polymerase II-specific; RNA polymerase II cis-regulatory region sequence-specific DNA binding
Source: RefSeq, a predicted model, not a curated record